Mesocricetus auratus (golden hamster) is the source of this 1243-nucleotide messenger RNA. It is a transcript of the gene Ostf1, whose product is annotated as osteoclast stimulating factor 1. Bases 153 to 797 code for a protein of 214 amino acids. Lineage: Eukaryota; Metazoa; Chordata; Mammalia; Rodentia; Cricetidae. The record is from RefSeq and is a predicted model, not a curated record. Gene Ontology annotation, molecular function: protein binding. The transcript is spliced from 10 exons. Gene Ontology annotation, biological process: signal transduction.
AAGGCAGGGCGGUCUGCGGAGCUCGCUGGUCCGGGUGUCCCGCAUCGGCUGCGCGCGGGUCCCGAGCGGCCGCGGCCAGCGAAGGCUUGGCGCCCAGUUCCCGUUUGCGUGUGGGGCUCCCACGGCUAAGCCUAGCCGCUCCGCCUAGCGCCAUGUCCAAGCCACCUCCCAAACCGGUCAAACCAGGGCAAGUUAAAGUCUUCAGAGCGCUAUAUACAUUUGAACCCAGGACUCCAGAUGAACUGUACUUUGAAGAAGGAGAUAUUAUCUACAUCACUGACAUGAGUGAUACCAGCUGGUGGAAAGGGACAUGCAAAGGCCGAACAGGACUGAUCCCGAGCAACUAUGUGGCUGAGCAAGCAGAAUCCAUCGACAAUCCAUUGCAUGAGGCUGCAAAAAGAGGCAACUUGAGCUGGUUGAGAGAGUGCUUGGACAACCGAGUGGGUGUGAACGGCCUGGACAAAGCUGGAAGCACAGCCCUGUACUGGGCCUGCCACGGGGGCCACAAAGACAUAGUGGAGGUUCUGUUUACUCAGCCGAACGUGGAGCUGAACCAGCAGAACAAGCUGGGAGACACAGCUCUGCAUGCAGCUGCCUGGAAGGGUUAUGCAGACAUUGUCCAGUUGCUACUGGCAAAAGGUGCGAGGACAGACUUGAGAAACAAUGAGAAGAAGCUGGCCUUGGACAUGGCCACCAAUGCAGCCUGUGCAUCACUCCUGAAAAAGAAACAGGCAACAGAUGGGGUGCGGACGUUAAGCAACGCUGAGGACUACAUUGAUGAAGAAGACUCAGACUGAUCCUCACAGGAGCUGCUUCCAUGCUUAAACUUCUUUUGCUUUUGCCAUUCCAAACCCUGGGUUGUUUUGCCAGAAGGAAUUGAUAACCAUUCUUUUUAAAGUCCAUAUGAACGUGGUAUUGUUGCGCUGUGGUCUGUGAUGAAUCGACAUGGCAUCAGUGAUUCUCACCCGUGACUUGCCAAUAAGUGAUGGGAUACUUUGCUGUAUAAAUGCUGUGUUCACCAGUGUAGAACAAGAAAAGAUUAUUUCUAUUUAUCAAGCUAAAGGAAUUUUAAUAAUUUUUUCCUUAAAAAAUCAGGAUUUUUUUUUAUUUUGAGUUCUUUACCUCAAGGAAUGGGAUGUUUGAGUGGGUUUUUCAAGAGGGAAAUGCUUAUAAUAGUAGACCAAAACUCUCAACAGAAUAUUGUCAGCUCUUCUGACAAAAAUAAACAUUUAAAGAGAAUUUA